Molecule: messenger RNA, 1503 nt
Organism: Diaporthe citri
Lineage: Eukaryota; Fungi; Ascomycota; Sordariomycetes; Diaporthales; Diaporthaceae
Exons: 2
Coding region: 1-1503 (500 amino acids)
Source: RefSeq, a predicted model, not a curated record
AUGGGCUCGCGUAUGUUCGUUCUCGACUCUAUUAGCAGGUUCUGGUGUGCUGUGCGGUGCUACGCCAUCACCAUCAUGGCGUCCUUGAUGCAAGUUCCAGUUGAGCUCUUAGGACUGAUCUGCUCUGACCUCGGCACUGGCGAUAUCCUCAGCCUUUGCAGGUCAUGCAAGAGCCUCUACUCUGCCGCCCAUCCGCUUCUUUUCCGCCAUAUUACCAUAGCAUGGGACAGGUCGGCAAGACCAGACGAACCGCCCAAUUUCACCUCCCUCCUCCUUUUCAUCCUGAAAUACCCUUCCUAUGCCAGGUAUAUCAAGACGGUGAACAUCCCCAGGGUCAAGUACGGCGCCUGCCAUGACUAUGCAUGGCGCCUGUCCCGCAAGGGCACCCCGCCACCAUUAUCGAAUCCCGAGGAGACUGCAUUGGUCAGAGAUGUGAUCGAGGAGCUCUAUCUACCAGAACUAGACUACGAAGAGUGGUACAUUUCCGUGGCCGAGGAACCUAAUCUGGGAGCUACCAUCACACUCAUACUGGCCCUCUGUACUCACCUUGAGAGCCUCACCGUCGACGUCCAUUUCCUCCCGCCCAGCAACUUCUGGUUUCCUGACAUGAUCAAGAGUGCAGUAUCAUUGCCAAAGGGAGCAACCCGCCUGUCGAGAUUCCAAAAGCUGACCCGCCUCACCGUGUCGAGUCUCAACAUCCCUGAUCAUGACCUCCCAACAGAGACCUUCCUCCUCUGCUUCUACCUUCCCAGUGUCACCACCCUCUGUUUCGCGGAUGCCCUAAAUGACCCGGAAAGAGAGCCGUGGGAUCCCACUUCUGCCAGCCACCGCGGCCCCGUCUGGCCCCUCGCACGCCCUCCGCUCGCUGCCAGCCUCACCACGCUACAUCUCAACGACACCAGGGCCCGUCCAGGCGCCGUGGAGUUCCUGCUGAGACACACGCCCAACCUUCAGUCGCUGGUCUACGUUUGCAGCCUACCAUCGUCGAGCUCGCCGCUGGACCUAGUUGCCCUGCGGCAGGGUUUGGAACACGUCCGCGACACCCUCACGCACCUCUCGAUCAGGUUCGACAUCUUCGCCGACGAGGGCCUCGACCCUAGGAACCUGGCGGCGGUGCUACGGGGCAGCCUCGGGCCUCUCGGCUCCAUGACCGCCCUGGAAGAUAUCAACGUCCCCCUGGCGUUGCUGUUGGGCCAGGUCACGCCGCAGACCGCGGCCCCGCUUGCCGAUGUCUUGCCCUCGAGGCUGAAGCGCCUGACCAUCAACGACGACCUCUGGAACUAUGAUGCGUUUAACACCUGGGAGCCCGAGCAUGUCGGGUCGCUGCUCACGGCCUUCUUCGCCGGUCCCUGCAAGACCGCCACCCCGCGGCUCGAGGAUUUCGUGCUGGACAUGUGGGAGAACAGUUGGGUGUCGUACGAGUGCUGGGACGACGAGGAUAAAAAGGAAGCCCUCCAGGAGCUGACCGAGAGCCAAGGGAUCAGGUGCGAGAUAUCGCGAUAG